This is a messenger RNA of Penicillium pulvis, 2097 nucleotides long. RefSeq names its product long-chain fatty acid-CoA ligase FAA1 (gene faa4). The record is from RefSeq and is a predicted model, not a curated record. Gene Ontology annotation, cellular component: lipid droplet; plasma membrane; endoplasmic reticulum. The transcript is spliced from 2 exons. Lineage: Eukaryota; Fungi; Ascomycota; Eurotiomycetes; Eurotiales; Aspergillaceae. Bases 1 to 2097 code for a protein of 698 amino acids. Gene Ontology annotation, biological process: long-chain fatty acid metabolic process; long-chain fatty-acyl-CoA metabolic process. Gene Ontology annotation, molecular function: long-chain fatty acid-CoA ligase activity.
AUGUCGAAGCGCGAGUUACACCUCCAGCCGCGCAUGGUCAAGAAGGGCCCCUUCUCCGUCGAGGCUUCGGGUUACGAACCCGUCGCCGGCGAGACCAUUCCCCGCCGACACCCGUUAGCCAAGGAUGGCCUCAUUUUGCGCCCUUCAGAGGAUGUUGCGACCACCUACGACAACUUCCGCCGCUCCGCUCGCCUGUUCGGUAACAACAAGGCCGUCGCCUCCCGUAAGGUGAUCAAGACCCACGUCGAGAACAAGAAGGUCAAGAAGAUCGUCGAUGGACAGGAGACCGAGGUGGACAAGCAAUGGACCUACUUCGAGCUGAGUGGAUACACCUACAUGUCGUUCCUCGAGUAUGAGAAGCUCUGUCUGGAGCUGGGAGCUGGUCUGCGCAAGCUUGGCCUCGAGAAGGACAGCCGCAUCCACCUCUACGGAGCUACAAGUGCGCACUGGCUGGCCAUGUCGCACGGUGCUGCCUCUCAAUCAGUGACCAUCGUCACUGCCUAUGAUACCCUGGGUGAGGAAGGCCUGGCGCAUUCGCUCAAGCAAACUGCCUCCGACGCUAUCUUCCUGGACCCUGGCCUGCUCAAGUCCCUCCUUAGCGUCCUGAAGGACCUCCCGUCAAUCAAGCACAUCAUCUACAACACCGACACCGAGGUGAAGCAGGAGGAUUUGGACAAGCUGAAGAGCGACUUUAGUCACAUCUCGGUGCAGAGCAUUGAGGAACUGCGCAAGUCCGGCGAGGAGAACCCCGUGGAUCCUGUACCCCCCAAGCCCGAGGAUCUUUGCUGCAUUAUGUACACUUCCGGCUCUACAGGUCCGCCCAAGGGUGUUUCUUUGACUCACGCCAAUGUUAUUGCUGCCACCGCUGGUGUCAACGCUAUUGUCGGGCCCUGCAUUACUCACACAGACUCCCUGCUUACAUACCUUCCCCAAGCGCACAUUCUGGAGUUCAUGUUUGAGAACCUCUGCUUGUUCUGGGGUGGUGCCAUGGGAUACGGUAACCCUCGCACACUGUCCGAUACCUCGGUGCGGAACUGCAAGGGUGAUAUUCGCGAGUUCAAGCCCACUGUCCUGGUUGGUGUGCCGGCUGUCUGGGAGACCGUGAAGAAGGGUGUCUUGAACAACCUCAACAAGACCAGCUUUAUUGUUAAGGGUAUGUUCUGGGGUGCUUUUGCUGCCAAGAGCUUCCUCUUGAACAACGGUUUCCCCGGUGCCAGCUAUGGUGCAGGCAUCCUUGAUGCGAUUGUCUUCAAGAAGCUCAAGGAGGCUACCGGUGGUCGCCUUCGUAUCAUGAUGAACGGUGGUGGUCCCAUCUCCAAGGAUACCCAGAAAUUCCUGUCUAUGGCCAUCGCGCCUAUGAUCAGCGGUUACGGUUUGACUGAGACCUCCGCCAUGGGUGCUCUGAAUGACCCUCUGGCCUGGAACCCCGAGGCUCUGGGUGAGGUGCCUGCAUCUGUGGAAAUCAAGUUGGUCGACUUCCCCGAUGCUGGAUACUUUGCCAAGAACAAUCCUCCUCAGGGAGAGAUCUUCAUCCGUGGUGGCAGUGUGACCUCCGGCUACUUUGACAACGAGGAGGAGACCAAGGCUGCCCUGACUGAGGAUGGUUGGUUCAUGACCGGUGACAUUGGCGAGUUCGACCACAACGGCCACCUGAACAUUAUUGAUCGCAAGAAGAACUUGGUCAAGACCCAGAACGGCGAGUACAUUGCCCUUGAGAAGCUGGAGUCUGUCUAUCGCUCGUGCCCUGUGGUUGGCAACAUCUGUGUCUACGCCGCCGAGGACCAGGACAAGCCGAUCGCCAUCAUUGUCCCCGUAGAGGUUGCGCUGAAGAAGAUUGCCAGCGACAACGGUAUCCAGGGUGACAGCCUAGAGACCCUCGUCCACGACGAGAAGCUCCAGCGUCUUGUCCUGCAGCAGCUGCAGAACAGCGGCCGGGCCGGUGGUUUGAGGGGUAUUGAGAUUAUCAACGGUGUUGUGCUGUCCGACGAGGAGUGGACUCCCCACAACGGCUUCAUGACUGCUGCCCAGAAACUGCAGCGCAAGAAGAUCGUCGAACACUACAAAACCCAGAUCAACAAGGCCUACGGCAAGAAAUAA